CCCAAAAAACAGUAAACAGUGAUGCCCAUGACUUCACAGCCUGUAAGAACCCUUGAAUAUCUGAGAGAGAAAGCCGACAAUUAGAGAUAAUUCCAAGCAAUCCCAUGUGGGAUUCAUCCUUUUUCACUCACUCAUCUUGAUCAUCAUCCCAAGCUUCUGUCUUCUUGUUCUGCUCUGCUCACUUAUAUUCUCUCUGUUCUUCCCCUGAACUCUGAACCAGAGAGUGUCACUUUCCUGAGAAAUUUCCCUGUUCAGAUUUUCUGGGCUUUUUAGUUUCUGUCAUGUGGGAUUCAGAGAGCGAGUCAGCUGGAGGAAGAGAUUACAGCAAUGGAGUCCUCACUUCCAGCAAACAUGCUGUAAAGACUGAUGGGUUUGAGCAAAGAGGCAAAUCUUGGUAUGUUGCAACUGAUGUUCCAACUGAUUUCUUGGUUCAAAUUGGAGAUUCUAGUUUCCACUUACACAAGUAUCCCCUGCUUUCUCGGAGCGGGAAGAUGAAUAGAGUCAUAUAUGAAUCACGAGACGCAGACUUAAACAAAGUACUUUUAGAUGAUCUUCCCGGAGGACCCGAGGCUUUCGAGCUAGCAGCGAAAUUCUGCUAUGGAAUUGCUGUCGAUCUCACUGCAACAAACAUUUCAGGCCUAAGAUGUGCAGCAGAGUAUCUAGAAAUGACAGAGGACUUAGAAGAAGGCAAUCUAAUCUUCAAAACUGAGGCGUUUCUCAGCUAUGUCGUCUUAUCAUCGUGGAGAGACUCAAUUCUCGUAUUAAAAAGCUGUGAAAAGCUUUCUCCGUGGUCAGAAAACCUCCAAAUCGUGAGAAGAUGCAGCGAGUCAAUUGCAUGGAAGGCUUGUGCCAAUCCAAAAGGAAUUAGGUGGGCAUAUACCGGGAAACCCCCAAAAGUUUCAAGCCCAAAAUGGAACGAAAUGAAGGACUUGAGCCCGAGCAGGACUCACCAACACCCAGUCCCUCCUGAUUGGUGGUUUGAGGACGUUUCGAUUCUUAGGAUCGAUCACUUUGUUCGCGUCAUUACAGCGAUUAAAGUAAAGGGUAUGAGAUUUGAACUGAUUGGAGCUGCAAUAAUGCAUUACGCGACGAAAUGGCUUCCUGGUUUGAUCAAAGAUACGGCGGGGAUGGUAGACGAAGGAAGCAAUGGCAGUAACAGCAAUGGAAGUAGUAGUAGUAGCAGCUGGAAAGGCGGGCUCCAUAUGAUCGUAGUGGCGACUAAAGACGAUAUCCCAACCGUUCAAGCGAAAGAUCAGCGACUGAUCAUCGAGAGCCUGAUAAGUAUUAUUCCGCCGCAGAAGGACAGCGUGUCAUGCAGCUUCCUUCUGCGGUUACUGAGAAUGGCGAACAUGUUGAAAGUGGCUCCUGCUUUGGUAACCGAACUGGAGAAGCGGGUUGGAAUGCAAUUCGAGCAGGCAACAUUGCCUGAUCUUCUCAUACCGUCUUAUAAUAAAACCGAGACUUUGUACGAUGUCGAUCUUGUUCAAAGGCUUUUGGAGCAUUUUUUGGUUCAGGAACAAACAGAAUGUUCAAGUCCUAGGAGGGAGUCAUUUUCGGAUAAACACAUGUAUGAAGGGACUCAAAGGGGUAACAUUGGUAUUCCAAAUGCCAAGAUGAGAGUGGCAAGGCUUGUGGAUAGCUAUCUUACAGAAGUUUCUAGAGAUAGAAAUCUCUCCCUGACCAAGUUCCAGGUCCUGGCUGAGGCCUUGCCGGAAUCAGCAAGAACGUGCGACGAUGGACUGUACCGAGCAAUUGAUUCCUAUCUCAAGGCACAUCCAACACUAUCAGAGCACGAAAGAAAGCGCCUCUGCCGUGUCAUGGAUUGCCAAAAGCUGUCAAUCGAUGCUUGUAUGCAUGCUGCCCAAAAUGAGCGACUCCCAUUAAGAGUUGUGGUGCAAGUUCUGUUCUCCGAACAGGUAAAAAUAAGCAAUGCAAUGGCCAACAAUUCUCUGAAAGAAGCGGGUGAGUCUCAGUACCAGCCCAUGAUAUCAAACAGGAAAACAUUACUCGAAGGAACUCCACAAUCAUUUCAAGAAGGAUGGGCAGCAGCUAAAAAGGACAUUAACACGCUUAAAUUUGAGCUCGAGACUGUCAAGGCCAAGUACCUAGAGCUCCAAAAUGACAUGGACAACUUACAGAGACAGUUUGAUAAGAUGGCAAAGCCGAAACAGUCAUCAGGGUGGACCAGUGGAUGGAAAAAACUGAGCAAGCUCACCAAGAUGACAACAUUAGAGACAAGUGAGACUAGCCCUCGGAUGCCAAAUGCAGAACAGACCAGAAAGGCACCUAGAAGGUGGAGAAAUUCCAUUUCCUGAGAACUAAGAGAUUGCAAAGAUGGAUUACGUACAUUUCAACUCUUCAUCGCCAGCGUUACUUUUUUUUUUUUUUUUAUAAUUUAUUGAUUUGAGUAAAUUUGGGGGAUUUAUCCCUUAUAGCAGUUGGUUCAAAAGUAGCUCCAGUCGUUUUCUGAUCUGUUUUUUAGUCUUUUUCUUAGUGAUUUCUGUAGUUCUUGUCAUUAUUCGUUGUUCUAGAGUGCAUAGUUUGUGUAAGGAGAUGCCAGUGUUAACAAACACACUUCUUUUUUUUCUAUCCUGGUAGAUAAAUUUGUUUGGUCAAACAGAAAAGAAAAGAAAAAAAUAAUGACAAGACAAACAUUUGAUUGCUAGUGACC
Camellia sinensis is the source of this 2671-nucleotide messenger RNA. RefSeq names its product Phototropic-responsive NPH3 family protein (gene NPH3). Lineage: Eukaryota; Viridiplantae; Streptophyta; Magnoliopsida; Ericales; Theaceae. Gene Ontology annotation, molecular function: protein binding. The record is from RefSeq and is a predicted model, not a curated record.